This is a messenger RNA of Thlaspi arvense, 2449 nucleotides long. NCBI's taxonomy places the organism in Eukaryota, Viridiplantae, Streptophyta, Magnoliopsida, Brassicales, Brassicaceae. The record is from the annotation of a GenBank genome assembly.
UUUUAAGUGUUAUUUCCCUGUUCGUUUGGCAGCCGCAGGUCCUGUGGUUGCGGCUGCGGCAAUAAGUUUUGUUCAUUUUGUUGCCGCGACUUCCUGCAUCUAAACGCUGCGUUAACCGCAGGUACCUGCGUUUAAAAUUUUUAGACGCCGUAGAAAUUCGGCGGUGCGGCUAAUUUUACUGCGAUUCAAUUAUUAAAAGACCAUAUUAUCCUUGAUAAUAUUUGUAAAUUACAUUGAAAUGUCAUUAAACCUAAAACCAUAGAUCUUUCACGAUUCGCCAUAGAUUUUUCACGACUGCUUCUUCUCCCAACUCUUUCAAAAGAUUCAAACUUCAUCUUCAAUGGUUUCUGGGUUUGUUCAUUUGGAUUUUAUAGUUUCUGGGUUUAGUUUCUAAGCUCCGCUCAAGCUGUUUUCUCUCUCUCUCGGCCACUGGAAUUUCUGGAUUUCUUCCUUGAAGCAGUCUUCACCGUCCAUUGCUCCGGAUUCGAUAAGCUCUCUUCACUAUCUCUUUAUAAUUAAGCUCUCUUCACUAUCUCUUCAUAUCUUUGAGAUAAUGUUUUUGAUUAUUUUUUUAUAUAACUUUGGUUAUUUAUAACUUGAUGUUGUAUUUUUAUUUUAUUUCAGUUAAAUGUUUUACUUUAUUAUUUUUAAUUUAGUUUAUUCUAUGAUUUAUCAUAAAAUAAGUUGUUUUAAGUUGUUAUAGUUAUAUAUUCAACUUAAAAAUUAUUACUAACUAAAUAUGAUAUUUCUUAUAGAUAUAAAUGUAUUUAAAUUAUAUUUUAUUGAUUAAAAAUCUAAUUAUACAAAUUUAUAAAAAUAAAAUAUGAAUUAUAUAAAAACUUGUCAUAGAGUCUGCAACGAACAACAUUUAUGCGUCCUGCGGCUGCGUCUUACGGCUGCAACUGCUAUCUAAACGAAUAAUAUAAAUUUACUGCGGCUGUGGCUGCGGCUGCGACUACCAAACGAACAUCAAGCUGCGGUAAUGUUGCCGCUGCCACCACCACUACUCUCCCGCUGACGUUGCCAUUGCCGCCUGCGGCUCCCAAACCAACAGGGCUAUUGUUGUUCUUACGCAAGCAUUAUCUUUUUCAUGAAAUUCAUAAUAUAAAAUGAGUUAGUCUAUGGAGUAGAUGAUUGGGCUAUAUAUUUUGACUAUAAUAAUCGUAUCUUUUUCAGUGAACUCGUAGCAGGAGAUUUACAUAAAAGUAAAAUUUGAACUUUUUUGGAAAAAAAAACUAUUUCCUCUGUUUCAUAAAGAAUAUUAUUUUAGAGUUUUAUUUUUGUUUCACAAAAAGUUCAGUUUUAACUUGGUUAUAUUGAUGUAUUAAUUAGAAAGAGAAAGUUGUUUAUUGUAUUUGUAAAAGAACUUUCUUAAUAUAUGUGAAAAGAGUAAAAAGAUAUUUUUUUUAAACGUAAGAAGUAUUUUUUUUACAGUAGGCAACUAAUUUCAUUUUCCUUCGUAAUUGACAUAUAUAAUACUCUUGAGGAUAAAAAGUUAUAUACAUAUGGGGAUAAGAUUUAUAGAUACACAUUCAUUUAACGCCAAUCCAACUACCAUGCUCGUUCUUUGGGUCCCAUGCAGUAAUGUAGCAAUUGUGAAACUUGUGAUUGCCCUUGAAUCGUAUAAGAAUAUCUCGGUUUACUUAUAUAUACACUUCUUCUUCAUAAUAACUUCCUCAAGUGAUCUCUGCCUUCUCCAAUGGCUUUGCGGUUAAGUUUCCUAACUUUGUUCCUUUUCGCGGCAGCUCUCUCUUCUUGCCUCAUGGUCUCAGCUUCGCUAGUCGAAGGAAAAGUCUCUUGUUUCGACUGUCCCAAUGAUUACGAUUAUUCAGGAAUCAUGGUCAGCGUUAGUUGUAGCCACACCGAGACCCGGUUCACUGCCUCAACCGACAAGAAGGGCGAGUUCAUGUCGGAACUUCCCUCGAGGGAUACAUCGAACUGUGAAGCAGAACUCCAAGGUAGCUUCAAGCAACUUUAUGCUGCAACUAAGGCCAUUAAGUCCAAGAUUGUUAAGCUCGAAGGUGAUAAAUAUGGUCUCUCUUCGAAGUUGAUCUUCUUGAGAUCAUCCCCAAGAAGCCUCGGAUCUUUCGGUUCGUCAAAGACUGUUGAUUUACCAGUUCCUCGAGAGUGGGGGCUGGCUCCGACCAGCUAUUACUUUCCUUUCUUCCCCAUCAUCGGUAUCCCAUAAGAUCCACGGUUUAGUUUUAAUCUUUAGUUUGUGUCUUUCAUGUAAUGUAUUUAUAUGAUAUAUGUAUGUGUAGAGACAUGUAACUAUAUUAGCCUGUUCAUUUCAAGUUCAAGCUUGAACUGAGGUUUCUGUGUAAUCUUAGUGUAUGAAUGAUGCUUUCCUCUUAUAUAUGAAUCAUAGUUUCUUGUGAAAUCAUUUGUGAAAAUUCUUUAUCUUUAUGCGAUACUAAUUAGUGAGUAAUUUUUCAUGAUUUUCUUUAAA